CCGAGAAGUGCACUCAGUGCUUGGUUUCCCGCGAAAAGCGCAACAACGCCGUCAACGAUCUUCCCGAUGACAUGGAAUGGUUGAAGGCCAAGGUCCGUGAACUUUCCGAGCACACUGGACUUCCCGUCGAGGCGGAGGGCACACCAGUCAAGGACGAGGGAUCCAACACCAAGACCGACGAAGAAGCCUAA
Messenger RNA from Cylindrotheca closterium, 191 nucleotides. NCBI's taxonomy places the organism in Eukaryota, Bacillariophyta, Bacillariophyceae, Bacillariales, Bacillariaceae. The record is from the annotation of a GenBank genome assembly.